Molecule: messenger RNA, 2651 nt
Organism: Aspergillus versicolor CBS 583.65
Lineage: Eukaryota; Fungi; Ascomycota; Eurotiomycetes; Eurotiales; Aspergillaceae
Product: acetolactate synthase catalytic subunit
Exons: 5
Coding region: 349-2415 (688 amino acids)
Biological process (GO): L-valine biosynthetic process
Cellular component (GO): acetolactate synthase complex; mitochondrion
Molecular function (GO): acetolactate synthase activity; flavin adenine dinucleotide binding; thiamine pyrophosphate binding
Source: RefSeq, a predicted model, not a curated record
AGAUGAAAAGGAUUCCAACCAUGUGAAUUAGCCUAGGUACUCAGUCGACGGUGGGAUGAUGCCUAAAAGUUCAGGCGUGAAAAUAAGGCCGAUGAUCGGAGCGGUGGCGAUGCGGGAGCCAAUUAGCAAGCAUACAUUAUUUGACCAAUGUUAAACUAACCCAAAUACGGCUAGGGUUUCCUGAACGGCCGCCGAGUCGGGGAACGUUGUCGAGUGAGUCUUCAGCGGCCAGUCCAAUUCCUCUCGCCGGCUUUAAGGGACUUUGUUACUCACACUUGCGGACGACUCAUUUUUCCUUAAGCUUCCCAUUUCUCCCCUCCGCUUGGCCUGGCAAUCAUCCCAGCAACGAUGAUGCCUCUAAGACCAUCGAAAAGUGCCCUGCGCACUUUGCAUUACCAGAGAUAUCUUGCCUCUGGAAGAAGAACAUUUGCUUCUUCUGCGGUUACGACGCCCCACCGCUUUUCGACUCAGAAGCGCGACCAGAGUACAGCUACGGCUACUGCAUCAACUACUCGACCGCAACCCAGCCCUGCCUUCAACCAAGAACCUAGCCGCAAUGAGGUUUCUCCUCUUCAAAAUCGAAAGGUUGCCGAGCUCGACGAUUCAUUUGUCGGACUUAGCGGUGGUGAGAUUUUUCACGAAAUGAUGCUGAGACUGGGAGUAAAGCAUGUUUUUGGUUACCCUGGAGGUGCCAUUCUCCCUGUCUUUGACGCAAUCUACAACUCCAAGCACUUCGACUUCGUCCUCCCUCGACAUGAACAAGGUGCCGGCCACAUGGCGGAGGGAUAUGCUCGAGCUUCCGGAAACCCUGGAGUCGUCCUUGUCACCUCUGGCCCCGGUGCUACCAACGUUAUUACCCCCAUGCAGGACGCCCUCUCUGAUGGUACCCCAAUGGUUGUCUUCUGUGGUCAGGUCGUUACGACCUCCAUUGGUACCGACUCUUUCCAAGAAGCUGAUGUCGUUGGCAUUUCCCGGGCCUGCACCAAAUGGAACGUUAUGGUCAAAUCUGUCGCCGAACUUCCCCGUCGUAUCCAAGAGGCUUUCGAAAUUGCAACCAGCGGUCGCCCUGGCCCCGUCCUCGUCGACCUUCCUAAAGAUAUCACCGCUGGUAUUCUUCGUAAACCCAUCCCAAUGCAGAGCACCCUUCCAUCCCGCCCCAGCGCUGCGACUAUGGCAGCCAAGGAAUUGAGCGAGAAGCAGCUCCAAGGCACCAUCAACCGCGUGGCUCGCCUCGUCAAUGUUUCCAAGAAGCCCGUUCUUUAUGUCGGUCAGGGUAUCCUUGCUCAACCUGACGGACCCAAGCUUCUGAAGGAGCUCUCCGACAAGGCCAACAUUCCUGUUACCACCACCCUGCAGGGUCUAGGUGGGUUUGAUGAGACGGACCCCAAGGCGCUGCACAUGCUUGGUAUGCACGGCUCCGCCUAUGCCAACUUGGCCAUGCAGGAAGCCGACUUGAUCAUUGCCAUUGGUGCCCGGUUUGACGAUCGUGUGACCGGCAGCAUUGCCAAAUUUGCUCCCCAGGCCAAGCUCGCCGCCUCGGAGAACCGUGGCGGUAUCGUCCACUUUGAGAUCAUGCCCAAGAACAUCAACAAGGUGGUUCAGGCCAACGAAGCUGUUGAGGGUGACUGCGCGGAGAAUAUCCGUCAGCUUCUUCCUCUCGUCCAAGCCGUUCCCGAGCGCCCAGAGUGGUUUGCCCAGAUCAACGACUGGAAGUCUCGGUUCCCUCUCUCGCUCUACGAGAAACAGACCCCCGAGGGCGCCAUCAAGCCCCAAGCUCUAAUUGAAAAGCUCAGCGAUUUGACUGCUCAUAUGAAGGACCGUACCAUUAUCACCACUGGCGUUGGUCAGCACCAAAUGUGGGCCGCUCAGCACUUCCGCUGGCGUCGACCUCGCUCCAUGAUCACCUCCGGUGGUCUUGGUACUAUGGGUUACGGUCUUCCUGCUGCCAUCGGCGCCAAGGUUGCCCGUCCUGACUGCCUUGUUAUUGACAUUGACGGCGAUGCAUCCUUCAACAUGACCCUCACCGAACUCACCACCGCGGCCCAGUUCAAUAUCGGCAUCAAGGUUCUCCUCUUGAACAACGAAGAGCAGGGCAUGGUCACUCAAUGGCAAAAUCUUUUCUACGAAGACCGCUACUCUCACACACACCAGAAGAACCCCGACUUUGUGCGCCUUGCUGAGUCUAUGGGUGUCUCUGCGGACCGUUGUACCUCGCCUGCAGACGUGGAGGCCAAGCUGAAGUGGUUGAUUGAGAGCGAUGGCCCCGCCCUGCUCGAGGUGUUUACCGACAAGAAGGUGCCCGUGUUGCCCAUGGUUCCUGGUGGUAGUGGCCUCCAUGAGUUCCUCGUCUUUGACGAAGCCAAGGACCGUGAAAGAAGGGCUUUAAUGAAGAAGAGGAAUCCCAAUGGCGUUUAGACCAUUUUGGCAAUGCCCAUUAUGAUUCCUUAGUCAACUAUUGAGUCAUUAACUACCAAAAAAGAAGACCUGCAAUCAUUUGUUGAUAUCCACGGCGUUUCUGGCGGGUUCUCAAACGCUAGCGAGGCCUAGCAUCAUCCUUUUAAAAAUGCUAGCGGGGUCGAAAAUGCUAGCAAUCCCUGAAGUUUCUGUGCCUCAUGACAAUAUCAGUUUAUCCGGUCUACUGGGAAGGAGGG